Molecule: messenger RNA, 801 nt
Organism: Postia placenta MAD-698-R-SB12
Lineage: Eukaryota; Fungi; Basidiomycota; Agaricomycetes; Polyporales; Adustoporiaceae
Exons: 13
Coding region: 1-801 (266 amino acids)
Source: RefSeq, a predicted model, not a curated record
AUGCUCUACGAUUCUCGAGCGAUACUCGAGGCAUCGCUCUACUUCUCAGCAAUCAUCCUAAUCAUUCUGGACUGGGUUCAGCCUGAAAGCUGGCUUACCGGCUCAUCAGAGGGGUGCGACAUUGUGAUGCUAUUGCUGGUCAUCGCCAAUUGCGCUAUCAUGACGAGUGCUGCUAUCUUUGCUGCAGUUCGUGUAUAUGCUAUUUUUGACCACAGUAAAAUGCUCUUCCUUGUAACCUCAUUGGUUGGAUUGGUGAAUCCUGUUCUGACCGGUUACACGAUGCUCGGUCUCGAAUCUCAGACACAAAAAAGCGUCGCCUCACAGGCAUUUUGUGGCUCUUCACCAUCAGUGGAGUCUGCAAGUUGGAUCACUGGAGCUCGGGUAUCCUCACUCGCUGCAGACGGGCUUCUUCUUGCUCUAACCUGGAUUAAAACACGGAAUUACGCGAACAAUAGCAGAGUGGAAGGUGUGAGAUCACACCUCUCGCAGAUCUUGCUUAAGGACAGCAUAGCGAUAGGACAUCUAAGCGAUUUCUGGAUGGUCACUGCUCUUUGGACACCUGCACUCACGUCCAUUCUAAUGUCGCGACUUCUCCUGGACUUACGCGAGGCUUCCGACAUGGACGUGAAUAACGACAAUGACGAGUACGUCUCGCUAUCAAAAACGUAUAGUGAGGUCAUGUUUGUCACACAUGAAGACUGGCGCAAUGCGCUGCUAUUCGAAGCGCAGCGAAGGUUGACACCCCUCUACCCGUGCAGGAGUCAUGUAGACACUCCGUGGAUAGAGUGCCCGUACAUUUGA